AUGACGGUCAAUGGACAUAAUCGAGCCCAAUCAUGGGCUCAGGACAAGUUGUCGCAGAUGACGUUGGAGGAGAAGGUCCUCCUGCUAUGUGGACAAGAUCUCUGGAGAACAAAUCCUAUUCCUCGCCUAGGUGUCUCGAGAAUCAAGACUUCGGAUGGCCCGGUGGGCGUUCGUGGCGGCAUUUUUACCGAUGGGGUGAGUGCUGCGUCUUUGCCAACAGGUGUCUCUCUAGCGGCAGCUUGGGACAAGACUGUCAUUAGAGAUGUCUGUCAAGUCCUAAUUGCAGAGGCGAAGAGCAAGGAGGUCGAUGUCCUUUUGGGACCUACAGUCUGCAUCCCCCGAACCCCCCUUGGCGGUCGCAAUUUUGAAGCCUACAGCGAAGACCCCUUCUUGACUGGCAAACUUGCUGCCGAGUUCAUCAACUCCAUCCAGGAAGCCGGCAUUGGCGCCUGCAUCAAGCAUUUUGUAGCCAAUGAUCAAGAGACACGCCGUUUCUUUAUCGACGAAAAGAUCCCAGACCGUGCCCUUCGCGAAAUCGCCCUCCAGCCUUUCCAGAUCGCUAUCCGAGACAGCAACCCAUGGACCCUGAUGACGGCUUAUAACAAGGUGAAUGGGAUAUUUUGUUCGGCACACGAGUUCCUCUUGCAGAGUGUUCUGCGUGAUGAGUGGAAGUGGGAUGGCCUUGCAAUGAGCGAUUGGUUUGGAACAAACAGUGUGGUUCCCUCUCUGAAAGCAGGCUUGGAUCUCGAGAUGCCGGGCCCGAUCAGAAGAAGAGGCAAGCACCUGAUCAAUGCCCAUCAACAAGGUCUCGUGGACCUGACAUACAUCGAUGCAUCAGCUUUACGCGUGUUAGAGCUGCUUCACAAGACUGGGAAAAGUGGGAAUCCCGAUUGGGAAGAAGGGAGUGAGAAGGCUGAUGAUCUUCCUGGGCAUCGGAAGAUCCUUCGGCGGGCGGCUGGGGAAGGCAUUGUUUUGCUGAAGAACUCGGGGAAUACACUACCUCUCGAAGACUUGAGUGGGAAGACAAUAGCUGUUCUAGGGCCCAAUGCCGCACGCUCUAUUGCCACAGGUGGUGGAAGUUCCAACCUCGCGCCUCAUUAUCGAACAACUCCAUACGUGUCUCUGAAGUCGGAAGUACAAUCGAAGUUCCCUACGGCAGAGGUUCAAACGCAUGCUGGCAUUUUGACGCAUCGUUACCUCCCUCUCAUCGAUCCAGCUGUGAUGAAGAACCCAGACACGGGCAAGAGUGGAGUCUCAUUAUCUCUCUGGAGAAACAUGACGCAUGAAGGCAGCCCAUUCAUGGUCGAGGACCGCCCAAGCUCAAACUUGGUUUGCUACGACGGGCUUCCACCGGAGUUGACCACUGGUGAGAGAUACUCCUACAGGGGUAGAACUACAAUCACACCAAAAACCACUGGAAUGCAUGAGAUCUCACUAUCUUCCUGUGGUCCCGGAAAGCUUUUCUUAGAUGGAAAGCUCCUUAUCCAGAUUGAGCGACACUGGUCGUCCCCGAAAUCGGCUCUCUUCAUGAGCUAUGGGUCACCCGAAGAGCGAGUCCAAAUUCACAUGAAUGCAGGCCAAGAAUACAAUCUCUUGCUCGAGUCAAUUAGUCGAGAGCCCAAGCCGUACGAGAUGAACUACAUGUCUGCGGAGCUUGAGCGCGAGGAGGUUCAAGACGGUGGGCGGAUUGGCUUCCUUGAGAACCCCGGUGAUCUUGACGCAUUCUUCCAAGAGGCUGUCGAAAUAGCCAGAAAAAGUGACUAUGCAGUUGUGGUGGUCGGAAAAGAUCAAGACUGGGAGACUGAAACAAGCGACAUGGUGUCAAUGGACUUGCCCGGGCGAUCAAAUGAGUUUAUCUCUGCCGUCUCCAAAGCGAAUCCUAAAACAAUUGUUGUCAACCAAACAGGCAGUCCUAUCACUAUGCCCUGGUUAGAGAAUGUUCCUGUGGUUAUUCAGGCAUGGUACCAAGGACAGGAACAGGGAAAUUCUCUUGCGGAUGUGAUCUUGGGUGCUGUCAAUCCAAGCGGCAAAUUACCAAUCACGUUCCCUCAACGUAUCGAAGACUCGCCUUCUUUCGACAAUUAUCCCGGAGAGAACGAUGUUGUUCAUUAUGGAGAGGGUAUUUACGCUGGGUAUCGAUACUUUGAUCACCGCAAGCUGGAGCCACUCUUCCCCUUCGGCUUUGGUAUCUCGUACACUACAUUCGAGUACCACAAUCUCCGUAUUACUCCUGAUCUACUCCUCGGCGAUGGAAAGAUUGAGGUCCAAGUGGAUGUGACCAACACAGGUUCGCGAGAAGGAAGGGAAACUGUUCAGUUUUAUGUCAGCCAUAUCAACCCUAGGUUAGGGAGACCUCCUAGAGAGUUGAAGGGCUGGGACAAGGUCACCGUUCUUCCUGGAGAGACCGUUACAGCUUGUACAGUUCUUGACAAGGUCAGUGUAUCCUACUGGGAUGACAUUCUGGGCAAAUGGGUUAUGGAGGGAAAUUCUGAAUUCCUGGUGACUGCCGCAAAACAUUCCAGAGAUGCUGGAAUUGUAGCGACAUUCCAGACCGGUACCGAGUAUCAGUGGGUUAAUUAG
This is a messenger RNA of Penicillium olsonii, 2580 nucleotides long. The record is from the annotation of a GenBank genome assembly. NCBI's taxonomy places the organism in Eukaryota, Fungi, Ascomycota, Eurotiomycetes, Eurotiales, Aspergillaceae.